AUGGACAUUUUUGAUUAGUUUCAGAAAUUCAAAACUAACUUGAAGACUUAAAUUGAGCAUCGUCCUCAUUCUCAAUAAAGAAACACUGUUUUGAAAACCAAAAUUAUUUAAUCAACACUUUAGACAUAAUAAUAAUAAGUAUCAGAUGUUUAGAGGAAAAAAACAUUGUAACAUCAUAGAAGUUCUACUCUAUUUAGUGCUGCAAAAGAGAAUCAAGAAAAAGAACAAAAACAACAAUAAUAAUAAUAAUUAUUAUAAUAAAGGUUUACUAUGGUGCAUAAAUAAUUGCCAGAAGUAUUACCGAUGUAAUAAAUUUAACAGAUGUCAGAUAUUUUAAUAGAUUGUAGUGAAGGUUAAAUAAACUCAUUAUCAACCUAAUAUGUAGAAGAGUUAGUUAAAUUAUCAAGCAUUAUAAUGUAUAAAGUCAAAAAUUCAAAAUUCUACUCAUGA
This is a messenger RNA of Paramecium sonneborni, 450 nucleotides long. The record is from the annotation of a GenBank genome assembly. NCBI's taxonomy places the organism in Eukaryota, Ciliophora, Oligohymenophorea, Peniculida, Parameciidae.